Molecule: messenger RNA, 2067 nt
Organism: Symbiodinium sp. CCMP2456
Lineage: Eukaryota; Dinophyceae; Suessiales; Symbiodiniaceae
Source: the annotation of a GenBank genome assembly
AUGGCGACUGAGGAGUACGACCUCGCGGACAAGAACGGGCUAGCAGACUUCCUCGAACAUGCGGACAUCCAGCUGGGCGGUCCGGGCAAGCGGAGGAUGACCAAGGAUGCUCUCCACAUCAUCGUCAGGAACCUUAAAGGCGAUCGAUUUACUGUGGACAUGCUCCAGGACAUCUUGAAAGAAGUUGUCCCCGAUCGCGAGGGCUUGCUGAGCUGCGAGGACCUGGCGCGCUGCCUCCGCCGCCCGGAUCCAGCUCCGGAGCCCCAAGAGUCCAAGCGCUUCGACCUGGCUCAGAAGCAGGGGCUGGCGGACUUCUUGAAAGAUGCGGACAUCCGCUUGGUGCGGGCCGACUUCAUUCUGAAGCUGUACCAGGUAGGACAGCGGCUGCCACGCCGUCAGGAAGCGGAGUCGGCCUACGUGGACGGUUGGACUGCACUUGUGACGCACGAGGAGGUCCAAGCCUGGGCCGAUGGCAAGGCGCCUGAAGGCACCCAGGUAGUCUCGCUGUCCCACUGCUGGGAGUCGCGGGAACACUGUGACCCCUACGGAUACCAAGUUUCCAAACUAGCCAAGGCUCUCACGGGAAAGGAGUGGCUUUUCAUAGACUACGUAUCUCUGUAUCAAUUCCAGCGACUCUCCCGGAAGCAGAACGUCAGCUUCCGGCGCGCGAUGCAGCACAUGCAUGUGCUGUACUGCCACGACAAGACGAGCACCCUCCGAAUUGAGUCCCUGACGCCGGAAGCGGACAUAGCAGAAGCCGAGCGCAACCAAGAUUGUGUGGUGAUGUAUCACCACCCGACCGGCCUGGUGAAGCCAGUGCCGGUCACUGAGUUGGUUAAAAACCGCACACCGUACAAGCAGCGGGGUUGGUGUGCCGCUGAGAGGGAGUGGUCGAGUACUCGCACAGCCACCAACCUUUCGCGUGAAGUAGAUGAGCCCGAAGGCGAGAAAGGGGGAAUCGCCCCGAUGGUGCCGGAGGCGUUUCGAGAGAACGUCGCGCACCAACUCAAAUUCACGCAUUUAGAUGACGUAGAGACCGUCUGCAGAUUGCAAGCGGAAGUGUACAAAGAGAAGGCCGCGAUGUGCAGGAACCUGCGGCUCGUAGAUUUGGGUGCAGACGCACUCGACAUCGCCCUGUCGGCGCUCGAGCGCUACCCGGUGCUGGAGAGCCUGGAGAUCGUCCGCUGCGAGCUCGGCCAGAAGCUCCAGCUCCUGCCGAAGGAGAUCAAGCUUCGGCAGCUCCACCUGCAGCAGAACGAGCUGUUUGAGGACGGCAGCCGCCAGGUCAUUCAGGCCUUGGCUUUGGAGUCCAACACGACGCUUGUGGCUCUGAGCCUCAGCCACGUCGAUGUCGCUGGUGUCAAGGCUUUGGCCGAGGGGGUCAAGCAGAAUCGGACCCUCAAGCAGCUGAGCCUUACGGGAGCCAACCUUCAAAUUGCGGAGGAAGGCGCUUUCGCCCUUCUUGAGGCGCUCCGGAUGAGCGGGGUCGAAGCCCAGCUCCAGCUCAGUCUGAACGACGACUCAGGCGAGGCCGCCGUGGCAAUGGCCAGGGCCCUCCGGACCGGCCAGGUGCGAGGCCACGUCGCCCACUCGGUGGUGGAGUUUUUGGUCGAGCUGGAGGACGACGAGUUCAAACAGCUGGAGGAGGAGAGGAAGCUCAGGCUCGAUCUCAAAGGCAGAGAGCGGUUCCAGCGCCUCUUCGAGCCGCUUUGCCGAGCCCUGCGAGCGAAGCUCCCUCUCCGAGAGCUCCUGCUCGGGCUCCGGCUCUCCGGCCACGGCGCCUCCGGCCCCCGGCGGGCUUUCUUUGCGCAAAGCAAUGACGAGGCCCGGGGCCUGGCCACGGGCCUCCAGCAGCAAAAGGAGCUGGAGCGGCUGUGGUUGGAUCUGCGGAGCAACUCCCUGGGCCAGGCCGGCGCCACUGCAGUGCUGGAGGGGGUGCGGCAGCUGCCGCAGCUCACCAAACUCUGGGUUGAUCUGCGAAAUAACAAGCUCAGCGAGGAGGAGAAGAAGAAGCUCCAAGCCACCUUCGAUGCGCUGCCGGCGGCCGAGAAGGGGAUCCGCCUGUGA